AUGCCUCCUAGAACUCGAGCUACCAUGGGGAUGGAUACCCCAGCUAGCAAUGAUGAAUACGAACCUACCACUGGGCCACCAGGCCCAACACCAACAACCAAUACCUUGAUACAAAUGAUGAUGGAAUAUUUGAAAAAGCAAGAUGAAUAUCUGAAAAAGCAAAAUGAAUGUCUGAAGAGAAUGAAUGAAUAUUGGGACAGAAGGAUGGGAAAAUCCUUACAAAAAUCAUCUGAAAACUCUGAUUCUCUGUCAAGAGAUCAAGAGGAUAUGAAACAAGGGGAGGAUGAGAUGAAACUGGCUACACAAGUCACUGUCACUACUCCUCCAUCUACUGAAGAACCCCCUGAAGAACCAACCAUCAAAGAACCCCCUGCGAGAACCACCAAAGAACCCUCUAUGAGAGCCACCAAAGAACCCCCUGCAAGAACCACUAUGCUGAGAUUGAUCAUUAAGAAUACCAUAACCACCACCACCACUGUUAUCAGAGAACCUCUUGAACAUUGA
Histoplasma mississippiense is the source of this 504-nucleotide messenger RNA. RefSeq lists its product with no specific name. The transcript has a single exon. NCBI's taxonomy places the organism in Eukaryota, Fungi, Ascomycota, Eurotiomycetes, Onygenales, Ajellomycetaceae. Bases 1 to 504 code for a protein of 167 amino acids. The record is from RefSeq and is a predicted model, not a curated record.